Aspergillus melleus is the source of this 1752-nucleotide messenger RNA. Its product is annotated as putative MFS transporter. The transcript has 3 exons. Gene Ontology annotation, molecular function: transmembrane transporter activity. The record is from RefSeq and is a predicted model, not a curated record. Lineage: Eukaryota; Fungi; Ascomycota; Eurotiomycetes; Eurotiales; Aspergillaceae. Gene Ontology annotation, biological process: transmembrane transport. Bases 1 to 1752 code for a protein of 583 amino acids.
AUGAACCGGCAGCAAGCUGCAGAGAAGGCAUUGCAUGACCAGACAAACAUCCUUCCCAAGGGUCAGCUGCUGGUUGUCUUCGCGGGUCUCGCCUGCUCCCUGCUCAUCACGUUCGUGGAUCAAAAUGGCAUCAGCGUCACGCUUCCCACGAUCGCCAAGGAUCUUGAUGCCCAGAACACGAUCUCCUGGGCGGGCACCUCCUCGCUCAUCGCCAACACCAUGUUCACGGUGCUAUACGGCCGUCUGUCAGACAUCUUCGGCCGCAAGAUUGUGUACCUGUUCGCGCUGGCGCUGCUCUGCAUCGCCGACCUACUGUGCGGUCUGUCCCAGAACGCGGCCAUGUUCUACGUCUUUCGAGGCCUGGCCGGUGUAGCAGGCGGCGGCGUGACGUCGCUCACCAUGAUCAUUGUGUCGGACGUGGUGUCGCUGCGAGAACGAGGCAAGUACCAAGGUAUUCUGGGUGCGUCGCUGGGACUGGGGAAUGUAAUCGGCCCGUUCAUCGCGGCCGCGUUCAUCAUGAAGUCGACGUGGCGAGGGUUCUUCUGGCUGAUCUCGCCGCUGUCGGCCUGCUCGAUCGUUGUGGGCUACUUUCUAAUCCCGAAUAAUACGCGCAAAGACGGCCUUCGGGAGAACCUGCGCCGGAUUGACUUCUUCGGCAUCAUCGCGUCCUCGGUCGGUAUCAUCUUCUUGCUGAUUCCCAUCUCUGGCGGCGGGUCCUAUUUUGAAUGGAACUCGCCAAUGGUGAUUAGUAUGCUGGUGAUCGGCGGCUGCUCUUUAAUUGCAUUUAUUUUCAUCGAAUGGAAAGUGGCGAUACUGCCCAUGCUUCCUGUGGUGUUUUUCAAGAAUAAAGUCAUCUGCGCUCUUUUCCUGCAAAGUUUCCUGCUCGGCGCGGUGUAUCAAUCCUACCUCUACUAUUUGCCGCUUUACUACCAGAAUGCCCGCCAGUGGUCGCCUGUCAUAUCUGCCGCAUUGACAUGCCCCCUUGUCAUCUGCCAGUCGCUCGUAUCCAUUCUGUCCGGCCAGUAUAUCUCCCGACGCAAGCGCUACGGCGAGGUCAUCUGGGGUGGAUUCGGAUUUUGGACCCUCGGCGCCGGCCUCAUCCUCCUCUUCGACCCGACCACCAACCCAGGCGUCAUCGCCGUCAUCGUCGCCAUCGUCGGCAUUGGCGUCGGCGGCGUCUUCCAACCAACCCUCGUGGCCUUCCAAGCGCACUGCACCAAAUCGCAACGCGCCGUCGUCAUCUCCGACCGCAACUUCUUCCGCUGCCUCGGCGGUGCCUGUGGACUCGCCGUCUCCGCGGCCCUGUUGCAGGCGACGCUCAAGUCGAACCUGCCGAGUGGGUUCGAGCAUCUGGCUCAUUCGACGUACUCGUUGCCGGCGCGAGAGGGCGUCUCGGAUGCAGACUGGUCGCAGAUCUUGAAUGCUUAUGCGAAGGCGUCGCGGAGCGUGUUUAUUCUGCAGGUGCCGCUUAUCGGGGUGUGUUUUAUCGCUUGUCUACUGAUUCGGGAUCGGGGGUUGGAGAGGCCGAAAGAGCCUGGGGAGGAAGAGGAAGAGAAGAAGGAUCGAGAGGGGGCGCAGGUGCCUGAGAAUCGUGUCGAGGGACAGGAACUGCGGCCGUCUGAUCCUGAAACAGGUGAUCAAGGGCCUGCACGCCCUCAGAGGCCAGGGUUGGAUCCGGAGAAGCAUGCUUCGCCCGGAGGGGGACGCGUUCAAUUGGGUCUGACCGCCGCUGACCGGACUGCAACAACUUAG